Molecule: messenger RNA, 2274 nt
Organism: Arctia plantaginis
Lineage: Eukaryota; Metazoa; Arthropoda; Insecta; Lepidoptera; Erebidae
Source: the annotation of a GenBank genome assembly
AUGAAUAACAAGCGCAAAAAUCGCCAAGGGCCGCCGAGGUCACCACGAGGCCGCGUGGUGCCGGAGGGCGUGUACAACAACGCACACUUCAUGCACGCAGCGACGUCGCACGUCGGCGACAUUGUUCAGGUGCUCACACAGUCUGGCAGCCUCUGGGAGGGUGUCUUUAAAACAUUUAGUGCACAGUUUGAGGUUGUAUUAGAAGUGGCUCACCGUGUGGACCAGGAAGGUGUGGUGGCAGUCGACUCAGUGGUUGAGAAACUGAUAUUCAAGCCACAAGAUGUGGUCUCCAUCAGAGCUAAGGAUUCUGAUCUCGAAUACGCCACACAUGACGUUUUUCAGACAGAUAGUGCUAUUUCUGGCAAAUUUAAUGGCUCCGUAUCAGGCAAUGGGCGAACUGGUGAGGAGCGUCACUUAGAGCCCUGGGAUUGUGACGGUGAAGCCGGCGACGCGCCUGCGUUGAACGGCGACGCUCUGCUUGAGGAUCUGGAACUUGAUCAUCGCGCCAAUGGGUGGGACGCGAAUGACAUGUUUCGGAAGAAUGAGGAGGUCUACGGGGUCCACAGCACCUAUGAUCACUCAUUGGCCGGAUACACACUCCCACUGCAGAGGAAAGACACUCAGGAUUAUAGGGAUGCAGAAGCUAAAGCAGAAGAAAUAGCUGCCGAAAUAGAGAGCACUGCCACGUAUAAAACACGCAUUGAGUUAGAGAACGGCGACGAGGAAGAACGGUUUGCGGCUGUUGUCAGACCUACAGACGGGGCUUCCAGCGCCGGAAAGUAUAUCAUACCGAACAAGAGAAAAAUUAUGCCGAGUGGCAAACUAGUGAAGCCCGGCGCCAACAACGGCGGGUCUCCGCCAGUGGGCAUGCUGCGCUCGCCCGCGCCGCCGCCCAAGGACAAGGAGCACCGCCCCCCGCGCCCCGGCCUCACGCCGCCCGCCGAGCGCCGCCAGGACGAGCCCGUAUGUCUGACCACUACUACGCUACCCCCUGCUCGGAGCAUGAGUGUAAGCACUAGCGCAGGUGGAAAGACCUACGCAGCGCAAGCUGGCGGCUACCACGUCCCACCGUUCCCGCCUCACCAAUCACACCCGGCAGCUAGUGGUGUAAACAAAGUGAAUGGAGAGCCUCGUGCGCCACAACAUAGGCAAGGGUUCCCGCCGCACCAUCAUCACAACCCCCCGCCCCCGAGCGACAGCCACGGCCGGCCGCCGCGCCACCACGCCCCGCCGCCGGACUCCAGGCGGCAAGACGAAGUACAGGAAUUCCGCAAGUUUGGUCAGGAUUUCAAGCUGGUUUCUCCAGCUGCCGCUCCUCCCGCUCCUCAACCUCAAGCACAGCCACAACUACCACCUCCGCAGCAGCAAAUGCCACAACAGCAACCUCCACCGCCGCAACCUCAGCCGCAACCGCCAGUGAAUCCACAACCACCGAGCCAGCCUCCGCCCGCGCCGAGCCCGCCCGAGGUGUCGGCCAACGCGGGCGCCGCCACCGAGCCGCACGCCAAGCGCGACCGCCCACCCAAGCAGCACACGCCCCCCACCGUCCAUAAGGCUGCGAGUGCGGUGGCGAGCACGGCGAAGGAGCUGGGCGGCGACGAGCGCUCGGCGCCAGCCACGUCCCCGCCCGUGGCCAGCUCGCCCAGCAUGGAGCGUGUGGCCGCCAUCAAAAAGUCCACACUCAAUCCCAACGCCAAGGAGUUUAACCCCGCCGCCAAACCCUUCACGCCGCGAAGCCCCAGCACGCCCAACCCGAGCAGGCCACACACCCCAGGCACGCCGUCAGGCGGAGUGGGAGUGGGCGUAGGAGUAGGAGUGGGCGGCGUCGGCGUCAACUUGAGCGGCGUCAGUGUUAUGGGACCUGGUGUGAGCUAUGUGCCUGCGCCACAUCCCCCACCUCCUAUGGUGGCAGCGGUGCCAUACGCGAUGAUGGCAGCGGCUGCGGCAGCGGCGCAACAGCCGCCCCCGGCGUACCUCCCUCAUCCGCACCCUGCCGUAAGUACCGCACCUUUCCUCCAUACUGUCUGCUCACCAAUAUACCAUAGGAAAGGAGUCGUACCUUUACCCGUACUAGAACUGCCUUUGUCGCUACCUGGUCAUUUACAGAAGAACCUUGCCAAUGUUGAAGCUGAGGCAGAAGUGUUGCCUAAUAUACUCAAGAUGGAGAUGGGGUGCGAGUGCAGGCAGUACGCCCCGCCAAUAUUCAUGGUGCCCGACAAACGGGAACGACCCGACGCGGUGAGCACACGACUCGCACAAUGGGACAAUGUAUAA